Molecule: messenger RNA, 2838 nt
Organism: Trematomus bernacchii (emerald rockcod)
Lineage: Eukaryota; Metazoa; Chordata; Actinopteri; Perciformes; Nototheniidae
Exons: 4
Coding region: 124-1563 (479 amino acids)
Biological process (GO): regulation of transcription by RNA polymerase II
Molecular function (GO): RNA polymerase II cis-regulatory region sequence-specific DNA binding; DNA-binding transcription factor activity, RNA polymerase II-specific
Source: RefSeq, a predicted model, not a curated record
CUUCUUCUAUCUGGAAGCCAUGUGGCUGUGGUUGGUAAAUAAAUAGCUCUAGUAAUUGUAGUCUUUGCUUUUAUUCUGAAUUUCGGAAACAAACCCUGACAUUGCAGCGUCGAGGCAGCAAACAUGUCUUCCAGCGUGGUGGACCUCGAGGCGCAGGUGGAGUCGGUGCUCGGCGCGCUGGUCAAAGCUGCGACGGUGGAGUUAACGAAGCUGUUCGAGAGCAGAUACCGAGCCUCGGCGAUGGAUGUGGGCCGCGCUGAUGACAAUAAGCAAAAUAAAACACAGGAUACUUUAUCGACUGGGGGCACGACACGCAGCAUUGGAGUGCAAGUGGACGAGGACAUUUGUCCGCUGUUUGAACUUACUGACCCCCCUCUGCUCUCAAAUGGAGAUUGUUUGGAGGAGUGUAGCGAGAAGGAGGUGCAGGGGAGCUCCACUGCCUCACAAACCUUCCUGUUUGAAGAUAAUGGCCAAGUUCACCCAGAGAGGUCGCCUCUGAAGGAACAGGUUGCGGCAGAGACUGUAGAUAUGGUGGAGGUGAGCGAUAUUAAAGAGGAGCCUCCAACUGAUGGUGAUCCUCACACAGAAGUUGUUUUACAAGUCUCUGCAGCGACAUGGAAAGAGGAACCAAGACACGAGUCUCCGCACAGCUCCCCAGAAAAAAAGAUGCCUCUCAUUAUCCAUCCAGAUAUCAUUUCUGGGAAGAAGGUUACGUUUGUGUGCCCGUUGAUUCUCAAGUCUGGGUCUCCAGCCCCCACACCGGACAUUCCACAGAAGCCAAUCAAAACGGAGCCUCUGCAAGUCUGCGUCAGCACCGCUAACGGCACCGCCUACAGCCCGUCCCCGUCUGAUGGAGCUGCCACUCCUGCUCAGGUUGGGGCUUUGGAAAACAUCCACACGCCAGAGGAGACGAAGAACAGCCUCCAAAUUACACUGAAAUUGUCUCCUCCAGACAAAAAGCUGAAGCAUGGCUGUGUGGUGCAACUGGUGGACGUGAUGAGGGGGCCAGCAUCAGAGGCGAAGCUUCAGGAUGCUGUGGCCAAAGGUAAUGAUGAUAACCGUAAAAACAAUUAUCCUCUGCCCAAAGACCUCCGCCGCCACCAAGGUCUUCACACCGGCCGCCGCCUCUGUUGCUUCACCCCCUGUGAAAACGGUAUCUGGCGGCUUCAGGAGGUGGUCGCCCGCUCCCGCGAUGGAUACCCUUGUAGCAACUGUGGGAAGACGUUCAAGCGAAGGAAGAUUCUACGGCGGCACGAGCGCUUUCACUCCGGAGAGAAACCCUAUGCAUGCCUGAAGUGCUCGAAGUCGUUUGCACUGAGGAAGAGCCUCCGGCGCCACUUGAGGUUCCACACUGGGCAAAGGCCACAUAAUUGUCCGAAGUGCGGCAAAAGCUUCCGUUUGCGAGAAAAUCUGAAAGCACAUCUGAGGUUUCACACUGGAGAGAAACCGUUUGACUGCGCCAUUUGUGGCAAGACGUUCAGGAUCGUCAGGAAUCUGGAGAAACACAAACGGGGCUGUUGUGAAAUCUUUGUACCUUCAUUCAGGACAAUUGCUGGCCUGUAGCCGUGGAAACAGAUGUCAGUGGCUGGUUUUGGUUGUUGUAUCACUUUCUACCUCAGACAAAAAACACUAUCACUUUUCUAGAUGUAAUGUUUAGACAAAGAAGUUAAAGCUAUGAGAAGAAUUGAAACAAUAAUCCAGUUUCAUUCCAGAAAGAAUUUAACAACCAACAUGAAGAGGUGCAUUAUGAUCUGGCUGUUUUUACAUUUGUACCUAUACUACUGAUUAGUUUUCUUACACAAUUUUUCUUUGUUUAUUAUGCCUUGCCAUAUUUUGCCUAUUGUGAUUUUGGACCAAUAGUGAGACUUUUCGUUAGAUUUCAAAUCCCUACCCAUCUGGUGCCCCCCCAUUGGACCUUAUAACCGGAAAAUUAUAUACAGUAGUCAACGGCAAGAGACAAAACAUGUUUUGAUCCUGUUUACAUUUUGUCGUGAAAAACACAUUUGAUGUUUUUCAUGUGAGAACCUACUGGGACAAAACAUGGGAUCUUUGCUUCAUCAGGAGAAAGAAAACUGCGACUUGACUUGCAAAAUAACCUUUGCAUUGACAAACGUCAUGUGUAAUUCAUGGCCCAAUUUUAAAUUGAUCCAAAACCUUAUUUAUCUGUCGCCUUUGACUACUGUUGAUUUCCCCCAAAAAUAAGGUGCCAUGCUGUUGCAGUGGAAGGUAUUCACUAGACCUUCUGAGAAACACAUGGUCAUUCCUUUAAAGAAUCCCUCCACUUAGCAAUUAAAGCAACAUUUGUGCCGAAGUGCUCUGCAGCUUUUGGAGGUUGUUGUGUCUUGUUAAAUGUUUUGCUUUGACAAGGACGGAAGGAAGGUAGUUGCUUAUUGUUUGGUUGGCAAAAAAGAUUAUCUUUCUGUGCCAUGAUUAUAUAUGGUUUUUCCACUGAUGUUUGUUUUUUUUGUUGUGUAUACUGUUUUUGUUUUCAUGUGUUUAUACUAUACUUUUUUUCACUUUAUACUCAUGUCUCUUACCAAAAAGGUUUAGUUUUAUAUUUCUGUUAUGAUGACUGAAUGUAUGUAGAUGUCCUUACCUUCAUGACCAAGAUGUCAAAGUCUAUCCAUGCUGACUAUAAGAAAUCUAGUUCUUAUGUUAAAACCGUUUUGAAUGACAAAAGUACUAAAGUGUACUUAUGGCCAAACAAAUUUGAUCACAUGUUGUCUUUUUUUGUAAAAGAAUCUAAAAAGUUGUUAUAGUCCUCAUUCAUGUCAGAUUUCUUUUAAACUUCUGAUACUAAAUAACAUUGUGUUUUAAUAAAAAAAAUGGUGACAUGUA